AUGUCAACUGCCCAUAGGCCAACCUGGCACAAUGCUAUCGGUGUGGGAUUGGAAGAACGCGGUUCAACUGUAGCUGUUUCUAGUAAGGAUCAGCCUUCCCAUAGGGAAAUUAAAAGAAGAGCGCCCGUAAACGUGGAUGUGUCCGAUGAAGGAACGAAAUCGCAAAAAAUAAACGAGACUAAGCGUAAAUUAAGAGAGAAACUAGAGGAAACUGAGCAGGCACAUAAAACUAAAAACUUUAUAGAAGAUCGUGUGGGUGUAACCAAGAACUUUUUAUCCUUGGAGGACGCCACCAAGUUGCUCAACCAGGAUAUCAACGAGUUUCCAGAGGACGAGGAUGACUACGUUGAGCCUCAGGAGGCAGAGGACGAAGACGAGGAGGAGGCAGCCCUGCUCCGCGAACUGGAGAAGAUAAAGAAGGAGAAGGAGGAGAUCCGGCUGAAGGAGCAACAGGAACAACUGCAGUCUGAGGAGCACCGCCAAAACCUUCUCAGCAGAAACCCCCUGUUAAACUCAUCUAAGGUCGCAAGGUGGGACGAAGACGUAGUUUUUAAGAAUCCGCAAACCGAAGCAAAGGAGAAGCCCAAGUUCCUCAACGAUGUCGUGAGAAGUGAGUUCCACAAAAGGUUUUUGCACAAAUAUGUAUCAUAA
This is a messenger RNA of Theileria orientalis strain Shintoku, 651 nucleotides long. RefSeq names its product protein CWC15 homolog. The coding region runs from base 1 to 651 and encodes 216 amino acids. The transcript has 3 exons. NCBI's taxonomy places the organism in Eukaryota, Apicomplexa, Aconoidasida, Piroplasmida, Theileriidae. The record is from RefSeq and is a predicted model, not a curated record. Gene Ontology annotation, cellular component: catalytic step 2 spliceosome. Gene Ontology annotation, molecular function: RNA binding. Gene Ontology annotation, biological process: mRNA cis splicing, via spliceosome.